CUCAUAUCGGUCGACCAAACUAUUUAACCUGGCCCUGUUGAGAUCUGUCACGAUAAAAUAUCCAACCAGCUCUAUUUCUUCGGUUGAACGAAACUUGCUCUGACGCUAUUAUGAGUUGAAGAUAUUGAUUGAUAAAACGUUACGUAGAAUUUUAUUAUCAAUAACAAGAAAAGCCUGAUAUGUCUUUAGAUGAGCAUUUAUUUUAAUCAAUGAGAGAAGGAUUGGUGACGGUGGAUCUUUUCUCUCUUAUAUUUCUCGGCCGAAUUCAGUAUAUUUAUCUGGUAUGCACAGCACAGGUUCCGAAAAAGACAAAUUGAUGGUUUCUAAAGUAUCUGUUCGAAAAUCUACAUAUACUUUUCUGUUUUGGCUCAUUAUUGAGUCAGAUCUACUAAAAUCGGCAAACGAAGAUGUAAAGACAGCAUGAAAAAUCACUAUCAUUUAGCAACAUUAUCUUCUAAUUAUAAAUAAUAAUAGCUCUUCAAAUAAUUUUCUAAUGUACGGGCAGAGAUUUCCUAUAUGACGUGCCAUUGCGAAGUGAUUAAAGCUAUUGAAAUGUUUUAAUCUCAGAUUCUCUGGUAUGAAGGAAAUGCUACCGAUUUCGAAUUCAUUUUACAGCGUACUAGAAAACUCAUGAUGCUGUAUCACAUUAUCUAUUGAGUUGACUGUGGUUUCUGACCUUUACUGUUCUUGAAAAACUGCUAAUUUAGUUUAUCGAUAUUGAAAUUAAGGCCUGAAAAUGUCACUAGUGGCCAAAAGUUAAUUACAAUAAUUUUGGAUUUUUCGGGAUUAUUUGGGCUUAUUUGAGAUUAUCUGAGAUUUUUCGGGAUUUUUUGGGAUUAUUUGAGAUUAUUUGGCAUUAUUUGGGAUUUUUUGAGAUUUUUUGGGAUUAUCUGGGAUUUUUUCAGAUUUAAAAUCCCAAAAAAUCCGCUUUUUCCCCCUUGUACAUAUCUACAAAUUUCAUCAAGAUGUAUUUUCGGUAAAUAUAUACCAGCUGCAACAAAGCUAACUCAACUAUUCUAUAUUAAUUUUCAUUUUAAUAGAUCAUGGUAGUGAUAUUAUAUUCGGUGUUGAUAGUGGUACAGGUCAUUUUACAUAA
Rotaria sp. Silwood2 is the source of this 1096-nucleotide messenger RNA. Lineage: Eukaryota; Metazoa; Rotifera; Eurotatoria; Philodinida; Philodinidae. The record is from the annotation of a GenBank genome assembly.